Molecule: messenger RNA, 1226 nt
Organism: Acaromyces ingoldii
Lineage: Eukaryota; Fungi; Basidiomycota; Exobasidiomycetes; Exobasidiales; Cryptobasidiaceae
Exons: 2
Coding region: 245-835 (196 amino acids)
Molecular function (GO): acyltransferase activity, transferring groups other than amino-acyl groups
Source: RefSeq, a predicted model, not a curated record
GCCCGUAAUCGAGUGCACGACGAAAGAAGGCAGCACUCGAUUGAUGAAGAAACCAAAAUAAGCGUGUACAGUACAGUACAGUACAAUUCAGUAGGCGUCGCGCUGGCCCGAGCGCAAUCGCAAGUGCUCGGCCGAAGCUGUCGAAGCCGCCAAGAGUAGCAUCGAGAUUCCACGCUAUCUGUUCCCGCACCAUCAUCCACUUCCGAUGAGUGGUGGACACCACAAACAUCGGGUAACAGAGAGGAUGCCGUCCCUAACGAUCCGCCCCGCCACAAUAGCGGCCUCAGACGACGAGCUCCUUGUCGAUUUCCAGGACUCGCAGAUCUCGUGGCUCUCGACCGUGGGCAGCGGCGGUCAGUGGGGCACCAAGUCGGUCCGAGAAGCGAACCCAACCGCCUGCGAGAGAACCCGCUCUUGGGUCGAGAGGAGUGAGCAGAACGCGCAAUGGAGCAGCGGUGACUGGUGCCGUGCCUUUGUGGCAGAGGCAGGCAGUGGCACUCCCGUAGCGGGCAUGGUGCUCGAUUCAACGGCGCCCGCAUACGUUCACUCGGUCCUGCCCACGCAGGAUGAGAGCGAUCCGUUUGUCUAUCUGGCCUAUCUCAUGUCGAAUCGCCAUGCUGGCGAGGAGCGCAAAGGCGCUGCGGCGGCACUCCUUGCUUCCGCCAAGGAUCAGGUCCGCAGCGCCGGUCUGACCCGCCUAUGUGUCGACUGUUGGAGGGGCAAUGACCGGAAGCUGGUCCGGUACUACGAGAGCCAGGGGUUCAAGCCUCUUGGAGACUUUACCGUCACGGAAAAGAACGACUGGCCAGGCUGCGUGUUGGAGAUGCGCCUUUGAUGCUAACACGAUCAAGCGAUGAUCAACGUGGCCAAUACACUUGUCUUACAACGCGCUCGUGUAGUGUUUUCAACACUAUAUGCUCAGCUGAUGGCGCAGUUGGGCCCGGGUCAUUCGAUGGUCCAAGGGCAGCGUGGGCGAGCUAUAUCGUCCCGGGUCGAGUUCUUCACUGGCGUAUGACAACUCCCUUGGAAACCAUCGGCUCGACUGAAGUGAGUCCCCAACUCCGUCGACGACUGAGGGCCUACCAAGCACUGUAAUGUCUAAUUUGUAUCAUCGACCCAUCUGCUCAAGCGGGAAACCAUCCGAGGUGCCAGUCAUCGGGCCAUCUGAGAUUAGCGAUAUAAGCUUUCAUCCAGUCGCGAUUCAUUGACGGGAAAGUGCUGUGGCU